Molecule: messenger RNA, 687 nt
Organism: Folsomia candida
Lineage: Eukaryota; Metazoa; Arthropoda; Collembola; Entomobryomorpha; Isotomidae
Product: ATPase inhibitor, mitochondrial
Exons: 3
Coding region: 129-434 (101 amino acids)
Biological process (GO): negative regulation of ATP-dependent activity
Cellular component (GO): mitochondrion
Molecular function (GO): ATPase inhibitor activity
Source: RefSeq, a predicted model, not a curated record
GAAUUUUAGGAAGGUAGAAAAAGCAACGUAGUAGCAAAUAUUUCAUCACAGGGAAAUCUUUUUUUUCAAUAAACCGGCCCCAUUUUUUUAUACAAAGUAGUUUGAAAUUUAAAAGAACGAUUAAAAAUAUGUCAUUGACACCCUUGUCGAGACAAAUUUUGACUCUUCGAAAGAUUCAACCAAGCAAUUUGACCUUAAAAGCAAUGUUCUCCGGAAAGGAUGGAGAGGCAGGAGCAAUCCGAGGUGCAGGAGGUGCUUUUGGCAAGCGUGAACAAGCACAAGAAGAACAAUAUUUCCGGAAACUGCAACAAGAGCAGUUAAAAAGCCUCAAGAGUCAUUUGGAUGAGGAAGUAGCACAUCACGAAAGUGAAAUUAAGCGACACCAACAAAGAAUCAAACAACUGAAGGAGAAAACCGACAAAUUGGACAAGUAGUCAGCCAAGUUUCGCCGAAUUGAUGCGUUUGUCAUUAACAUUCGAUAAAAUCUUCAAGUCAAAAACAACACGUAGUAAUUUACCGUUAAUUAAUUACUUAAUUAAAUUCCAACCAAUAUAUUGUAUUAUUCAAAUAUGAAUUGAGCUGCAACUUACACAUUGCAUUUCAUCGCAUGCAUUGUUUAAAAUUGAUUCACACAAUACCGAAUAAAUUAUAUAGUUAUCUCUAGAAUAAAAGAGUCAGAUGUACUAA